AUGGACCUGACAUCAGCCUGCUGCUCUGUGAUUUUCACCUGCCUUCUCUCGGCUGUCUGUUCAAUCCAGGAAAACAUCAUAGCUGUGUCCAAACAGAAGACCAUUCUGACAUGUCGAGCUUCAAACGACAACAACAUCUUAGCUGUAAAGUGGAGCAGAGUUGACCAGAAGGAGGGAUAUGUCUUUUUGUACCAGGAUGGGCACGUUAUUCCAGAUUAUCAGGAUUCAUCUUUUAAGAACCGGGUGGAUCUGCAGGGAAGACAUAAGAAGGAUGGAGACGUGUCUCUGAUUCUGAAGGAUGUCACAACUGCAGAUGCUGGAACAUACAAGUGUCAUGUUGCCCAGAAAUCAGGGGAACCUAUGAGCCUCAUCACCACCAUAAACCUGAGUGUUGUUGAUCCUCCAGGUCAGACAGGAGGACACACAGAGGCUGGAGGGAAGGAGGCAGAAGAGAAGGAAGCAGGAGGGAAGGAGGAUGAAUCUUUUGGACUGAAAGUUGGUCUUCCUGUUGGUGUUAUUGUUGCUGCUGUUGUUGUUGUUGGUGGUGUUUUAAUCUACAGGAAACUUAAACCACAGAGUCAGGGUUCAUACCAGCCUCCAGCUGAACAGCAGCCUGUUUGAAAUGUGAAAAUAAGAUUUUCACAAGUUAUUAAAUGUUAUUUUUGUUUGGUGCAAAACAUCGACAAACAGUCCAACAGAGAAACAGAGUCAGGAUUCGCCUCCUUGAACUCUCUCAGAGGGCUUCCAGCUGAUCUGAGUCUCCUGCUGCUGUUCCAGCUUCUCAGAGCAGAGACAGACGAGGACAUCCUGGAUUUGUUGUUCAGCAUCUUUGUGAACGAUUUCAUCACAUUGUGUUGAACAGUUUUAAAGAUGGAUUCAUUCCAAAAGAAGAUUGAACUAAUGUCGUACAUUUCCUUCUUUUUCUUUAGUUUGCUUGAAUUUCAGACGUGUCCUGUUUCUGCUGUAUGUGUAGCUGUUAGCUCAUGACCUCUGCUCCUGCUGAGCUGAAGCCUCAGACUGUUUCUGUAGUUUAAAUAGACAUCUAUAAUAUAUAUUUGUAUAUAUUAAAUUACACGGAGCUUUUA
Maylandia zebra (zebra mbuna) is the source of this 1085-nucleotide messenger RNA. The record is from RefSeq and is a predicted model, not a curated record. NCBI's taxonomy places the organism in Eukaryota, Metazoa, Chordata, Actinopteri, Cichliformes, Cichlidae.